CUCUUCUGUAAAUACCUUUUUCGCUUUUUGCUGUACGCUGCAUAAAUGCAUCUUUUUACGCUUUGCCUUGGCCUCAGCGCUAUCCUCUCAGCAUCGAUGAUGGUACUCGCUCAAGAGAUUAUUGCUCCUGAGGAAUGGAUCGAAUCUGUCAAACUCAAUCAGGCCCUUGUAAAGCGCAAACUCCAAAAAAACAAGUAUAACAAGCAAAAAGAACAGCAAAAACAACAACAUUUUAAUCAUAAUCGUCAUCACCACAAUCUCCAAAACAGUUUCGUGAAGCAGACAAAACGGAGUCUGCUAGAGCAGGAGCAUCAGAAUGGAUUAGGGACAGUAAAAACAGGAGCACCCAUAGAGAUGGAAAAAAGUCCUAGGCUUCAGAAGCGUGAAAAGGGGUCUCCUUCACACCCCGAGAUUGAACACCACGCUUCAGACCUUGUGUCCUUUGAGACCAAUGCUAUUGUAAACACACCAGCUAUACAACAUACCGUCGAGAUUGCAAACUUCAAGAAAACGAAUAAGAAGAAUGAAAGGGUAUUAAAAUCAAAGUCAAAAGUGAGACGAUACACUUGAGGGCCAACAAGUCUACAAUAGAAUCGAUC
Molecule: messenger RNA, 599 nt
Organism: Lobosporangium transversale
Lineage: Eukaryota; Fungi; Mortierellomycota; Mortierellomycetes; Mortierellales; Mortierellaceae
Exons: 1
Coding region: 46-570 (174 amino acids)
Source: RefSeq, a predicted model, not a curated record